GGUCGGGGAGGGGGGGAGUAAAUGUAUUUUUAUUAGCUUCUGUGCUUGCUAAGAUGAUGAAGGCUUUAAAUAGAUGUUUGAUUUUAAAACAAGUCUUGUCACGUUCCACGUUUCCGCUUCCUGCGUCUUAUUUUGUAGACUCUUACUUGUGUCCUGCUCACGUGCCUGACUUCCGGUUAGAGGCGGGACAACAGGGCACACCUGCUAUCGAUUAGCGUACGGUUCCUAAGUACUUACAUGAUUGACGGCAGCUGGCAGUUAACCUCUUCGAGGUCUUUCAGGACGUUUUCUAUCUUUCACGUUGUCCUGUUUUUCUACGGCCAAGUUUCCUUGCCCAGUCAUAUUUUCGACGCAUUUGUUCCAUACAGUCGCCCUGUUUGUGCCUAGCUGUCUUCAGCCAUUUUUCGUCAUUAGCGGAACCUUUUGCUGCUAAGUUUCUUUUUCUUUAAAAAAAAAAGUUAUAUUUACCUGCACAUUAGUUAGUUAGAGUUUUGUUUAUUUUCUGAUGCUGGGGCCACAUUAAACUACUCUUUGUACUUUUCCAGUGUCCAGUCUUAACACAGAAAAUACUAUGCUUUCACUUCCGGGCAUCGUCGUCAAGAUAAGCUUAAAACCCUGCUGUUACCAUAACAACGGCCGCACGAGGUGGGAGGGGGGACGCCUCGAGCAGGUUAUGAUUGGUUAGCACGCUGUCGUCGAUGGUAUUAUCCUCAAUCCGAUUCGCUCAAAGUAUUGUCGUUCGUAAAGGCUUGACGAUGAUUGGCUAGUUGCGUGUACGGACCCGCCUCUGCGAAUAAAGCCCCUUAGCUUGUAGUGAAGUUGGAAAGAAGCGAGCAAGAAAAAAAAAGAGUGACGGUUUGCAAAGAAGAAAUGUUUUAUUUUACGACGACUUGCUACUUUGUUCACCGGGUAAAAGUUGUAAAAUAGGUGAAGAAAUGUAACGUUUGCUCGUCGGUGGUUGUUGCUUCACGAUGGAGGAACCCGCGACGAGAGAACAUCACACGUCAGAGGAGGACUUGCAUCCAGGAGAAGACAGCAGUGACAAUGGAAGCAUCAGAAAGGGGUGCGAUCCUUUCGCUCAAUCUCAACGCAGUAAACUGCAGCACCGGCGAGCUCGCAUCAACCAGCAAAUAAACAAGGAGAUGCGCAUGAGAGCCGGAGCGGAAAACCUCUUCAGGGCAACGACAAACAACAAAGUGAAAGAGACGGUGGCGCUGGAACUCAGCUACGUCAACUCCAACCUCCAACUGCUGAAAGAAGAACUGGAGGACCUGAACAGCAACAUGGAAGUCUACCAGACCGAUAGCGAGGCGGUCAACGUUCCCAUGAUCCCACUGGGGUUAAAAGAAACCAAGGAAGUGGACUUCACCAUCCCUAUCCAGGACUUCAUCAGUGAACACUAUGGAGAAGACGGCUUGCUGUACAACCAGGAGAUAAAGGAGCUUACGGAGCUUAGACAGGCCAUGCGCACGCCCAGUCGGGACCAGACUGGCUUGGAGUUGCUGAUGGAGUACUACAACCAACUGUACUACGUGGAUCAACGCUUCUUCCCCCCACACCGUACCCUGGGUGUGCACUUCCACUGGUACGACUCUCUGACCGGCGUUCCGUCCUGUCAGCGAGCUUUAGCCUUUGAGAAGGGAAGCGUGGUGUUCAACAUUGGUGCUUUGUACACGCAAAUCGGCGCGCGGCAAGAUCGCUCCGCCGCAUCCGGGAUAGACCGAGCUAUUGAGGCUUUUCAGAGAGCCGCAGGUACAUUUCAUUACCUGAAAGAGAACUUCUCCAACGCACCGAGUCUCGACAUGAGCGGACCGUCGCUGUGCAUGCUGGUGCGUCUGAUGGCGGCCCAGCUGCAGGAGUGCGUCUUUGAGCGCACUCUGCUCACCGCGCAGGACACGCACUUCACGUCUCUGCUGUGCCUGGCGCAGGAGGCCGCACGGGUGUCGGACUGCUACGUGUUGGUGCAGCAGGCCGUGUCGCAGCCGCUGAUGAAGGACUACGUGCCUUUCUCGUGGGCGUCCAUGGUUCAGGUCAAGGCGGAACACUUCCGAGCGCUCUCGCACUACUUUGCUGCCGUCGCGUUCUGUGACCAGAUGUUGUCCGAAGAAGAAAACUGUGAAGAGGAGGCAGAAAAGGCCUUUCUCCAGUUCUACGUCAGCACGCCUGCAGGGCCGCAUUGGCACCAGCUUUUGAGAGACCCAGAGCAAAGACGCAAGCUGAGUAAAGCCCACUUGCGCCUUGCGGUGAUGAGACACGAGGAGGCCAUGCGGAUCCACGGUCUGUGUAAGAUCUUAAGGAAGAUGGACAUCUUGCAGGACAUCCUAUCAGUGGCACACAAGCGUUCUUUGGACAAGUACUCUGAAAUGGACCGGGAGGAUGACUUCGAUGAAACGGCAGAAGCACCGGAGAUACGAUCUCAAAGCCCUCAGAAGCCCGACAUCAUCCCAGCCAACUUCUCCGCUGUCCAAGUCACGGAUAUCUUCCAAAGAUUGGGGCCUUUGGCAGUGUUCUGUGCUCGAGCUCGAUGGGGCCCGGCACGUCGGAUUUGCCUCCAGAGGAGAGAAGGUGGUUUAGGACUCACGCUCAGAGGAGACUCCCCUGUGUUGGUGGCCGGGGUCGUCCCUGGAGGCUGUGCAGCGGAGGCAGGCCUGAAGGAAGGAGACUACAUCGUGGCCGUGGAUGGGCGGGACUGUAAGUGGGCCAAACACGGUGAAGUGGUGACCAUGCUGAAGAACUGCGGCGACAAAGGGGUGGAGCUUAGCGUAGUUACCUUCCAUUUGCAUGACGCUCAAGUUGCAAAAAGGGCCUUUAUGGCGUCGCACGGCAGCGAUAAAGAGAACUCUCGGCAGAGGGUUUGGGGUGUGGCUAAAGGACAGAGCUCCGCCUCCUUACUGAACUGGAACAGGAAGAAGAAGAGGGAAGGCAACGGGACCUCCAAGAGACCGGGAGGCACUUUCAGUUUGUCUUUUGGGAGCAUCCGAGACGCGGAGGGAAUGUAUUAGGAUGUCAACUCUACCGGCGCAUUUAUCCUAUGCUGUCAUAUUUCAUAUUUCUAUGGCGGCCCGCCACAAAAUACAAUACACGGGAUAUUUGUGGCUAUAUUUCAUGAGUGAUCAGUGCGUCUCAACUGGUGCACUUGCGUACUUAUUUACACUUGAGUGCAUAAGUGCCUACACACUGACAAGUACCCAGAUGCUAGAACUUGAUGGACACACGGCAUCUUGGCUAGAUAGCAGAGGGGGCGGGACUAACACAUGUGAUUUUUAUUAAAAAAGGAGGGGAAGAAGAGCGCUAAUUUGGGACAGGACUACGUUGGCACACUCGGAUCCAAGUAGACAAUCCGAGUCCAAGUACACGCCCCUAGGAGACAUGGCGGUGAUGUUGGUGUGGCAUUGUCGGGAAAUACGAAGACGAAAUAUGGCAGUCGUGUCACAAAGUCAUCAUUCUUAUGUUCCAAUAAAUGUAAUAUGGAAUUUUUUCCUGCCAUGUUUUAGAGCCAACCACUAAGAACCUUUAGAACAGGGGUCUCAAACUCAAUUUACCUGGGGGCCACUGGAGCUAGGGUCUGGGUGAGACUGGACCGCAUCAGGUUUUCCAAAAAACAGCAAAAAAAAAACGCAUUUAUUAAAAACAGAAAAAUAUACAAACCUUUUCAGUGCUUUGGUUCCGAUUUUCUACAAUAAAAGCUCUGAUAAAACAUUCCACUGUUCUCAAAUAUCUUAAUUUUUAUUUUUCUGCACAAAAUAAGAUGAAAAAAACAAAUCAAGAAUAAAUCAGUAAUAAAUAAAUAUAAUAAUAAUAUUAAAACGGCAAAUAAUAAAAACUUAAGAAACCACAUAUAGUUGGUGGGUAGACAAAUUAUUUUUUUCAGAUUAAAAUGAACAAAGCAUUAUUAGAGCCCUGUAGACAUGACAAAACACGACUAUAUAAACACGACACAUUUAUACUCUUUUUAUUUACAGUGAAGAAAAUAAGUAUUUGAACACCCUGCUAUUUUGCUAUUUCUCCCACUUAGAAAUCAUGGAGGGGUCUGAAAUUUUCAUCGUAGGUGCAUGUCCACUGUGAGAGAGAUAAACUAAAAAGAAAAAUCCAGAAAUCACAAUGCAUGAUUUUUUUAACAAUUUAUUUGUGUGAUACAGCUGCAAAUAAGUAUUUGAACACCUGAGAAAAUGAAUGUUAAUAUUUGGUACAGUAGCCUUUGUUUGCUAUUACAGAGGUCAAACGUUUCCUGUAGUUUUUCACCAGGUUUGCACACACUGCAGGAGGGAUCUUGGCCCACUCCUCCACACAGAUCUUCUCUAGAUCAGUCAGGUUUCUGGGCUGUCGCUGAGAAACACGGAGUUUGAGCUCCCUCCAAAGAUUUUCGAUUGGGUUCAGGUCUGGAGACUGGCUGGGCCAUGCUAGAACCUUGAUAUGCUUCUUACGGAGCCACUCCUUGGUUUUCCUGGCUGUGUGCUUCGGGUCGUUGUCGUGUUGGAAGACCCAGCCACGACCCAUCUUCAAUGCUCUGACAGAGGGAAGGAGGUUGUUCCCCAAAAUCUCACAAUACACGGCCCCAGUCAUCCUCUCUUUAAUGCAGUGCACUCGUCCUGUCCCAUGUGCAGAAAAACACCCCCAAAGCAUGAUGCUACCACCCCCAUGCUUCACAGUAGGGAUGGUGUUCUUCGGAUUGUACUCUUCAUUCUUCUUCCUCCAAACACGCUUAUUGGAAUUAUGACCAAAAAGUUCUAUUUUGGUCUCAUCUGACCAUCAAACUUUCUCCCAUGACUCCUCUGUAUCAUCCAAAUGGUCAUAUGCAAACUUAAGACGGGCCUUGACAUGUGCUGGUUUAAGCAGGGGAACCUUUCGUGCCAUGCAUGAUUUCACAUCAUGACGUCUUAGUGUAUUACCUACAGUAACCUUGGAAACGGUGGUCCCAGCUCUUUUCAGGUCAUUGACCAAGUCCUGUCGUGUAGUUCUGGGCUGAUUCCUCACCUUUCUUAGAAUCAUUGAGACCCCACGAGGUGAUAUCUUGCAUGGGGCUCCACUCCGAUUGAGAUUGACCGUCAUGUUUAGCUUCUUCCAUUUUCUAAUGAUAGCUCCAACAGUGGACCUUUUUUCACCAAGCUGCUUGGUAAUUGCUCCGUAGCCCUUUCCAGCCUUGUGGAGGUGUACAAUUUUGUCUCUGGUGUCUUUGGACAGCUCUUUGGUCUUCGCCAUGUUACAAGUUAAAGUCUUACUGAUUGUAUGGGGUGGACAGGUGUCUUUAUGCAGCUAACGACCUCAAACAGGUGCAUCUGAUUCAGGAUGAUACAUGGAGUGCAGGUGGACUUCUAAUGGGCAGACUAACAGGUCUUUCAGGGUCAGAAUUCUAGAUGAUACACAGGUGUUCAAAUACUUAUUUGCAGCUGUAUCACACAAAUAAAUUGUUAAAAAAAUCAUGCAUUGUGAUUUCUGGAUUUUUCUUUUUAGUUUAUCUCUCUCACAGU
Molecule: messenger RNA, 5468 nt
Organism: Doryrhamphus excisus (bluestripe pipefish)
Lineage: Eukaryota; Metazoa; Chordata; Actinopteri; Syngnathiformes; Syngnathidae
Gene: rhpn1
Product: rhophilin, Rho GTPase binding protein 1
Biological process (GO): negative regulation of stress fiber assembly; signal transduction
Molecular function (GO): protein binding
Source: RefSeq, a predicted model, not a curated record